UUGAACUGCCAACAGCCUCCACUUUGCAAACCAGCCCAGUUCACAAAGAAGCUGAUUUCACUCGAGCGUUCGAUCUACCCAAGUUUCUUGAAGUUUUUUUCUUCGGAGUGAUAGUGAUGGCAGAAGCGGAAGCUGCAGAGCGAAGAGUACUGGUGGCCGUCGACGAGAGCGAGGAGAGCAUGCAUGCCUUGUCUUGGUGCCUCAAGAAUAUCGUCUCCGACAAAUUCAGAGACACCCUUUUGCUCCUCUAUGUGAAACCUCCUCGGGCUAUGUCCACAGCUCUCGAUGGCACAGGUACAAGAUGUUAUACGGAAGCCUACUUGUUUUCAUCCGAAGUGAUGCUUGCCAUUGAGAGGUACGGCAAUGAAGUGGCCGAUUGUGUGAUGCUGAAAGCCAAGAAAUUGUGCAGUGAGCUUGCUGAUGUUAAGGUGGAGACAAGAAUGGAGAAUGGUGAUGCACGGGAUGUGAUCUGCCAGAUGGCAGACAAAUUGGGGGCUGAUCUGUUGGUGAUGGGAAGCCAUGGCUAUGGCCUGAUUAAGAGGACUUUUCUGGGGAGCGUGAGCAAUCACUGUGCACAGAAUGCGAAGUGUCCUGUGAUGAUAGUGAAGAAGCCCAAGUCCACUGCCAACAGCCAGUAACUAAACCCAAGCGGCUCUUUGCUCUGUUUAGGCUUUUUCUCUUUGUAGAACUUCUCUGUCUCUCUUGAGUUGUGUGACCUACUGCCGUUGCCUCAUUUGGUCAAGUGUCCUGUAAAUGCUGUUUUCUCAUUCACGUUUCUUGUGAAAUUGAGCCGAGGGUACAUCUCAGCAUUUCCCCUUUCGAAAUGCUCACAUGCAUCGCGGGUUGCAUUUAACAUGAUGUACUAUAAUCAAUCGCGACAUAGUCAUUUGGAUAUAGUUUUUGAUCCUAGAAUUUGCCCAGAGAAACGUUGACAGUCUCAUUGGCCCCUUAAAGGAGCAAUGAUAGCCAAGACGAAAUCAUUUUCUAGGGUGCUGUCA
Eucalyptus grandis is the source of this 998-nucleotide messenger RNA. Its product is annotated as universal stress protein A-like protein. The transcript is spliced from 5 exons. Bases 117 to 638 code for a protein of 173 amino acids. Lineage: Eukaryota; Viridiplantae; Streptophyta; Magnoliopsida; Myrtales; Myrtaceae. The record is from RefSeq and is a predicted model, not a curated record.